AUGUCAGGUGUUCAAGUCCAGACCUCCGUCCUCCAUGGCGCGAGGGACCUCAAGAUCGAACAAAGACAGCUCCCCGCGCUCGCGCCGGGCGAAGUCCAAGUCGCAGUCAAGGCCACCGGUCUCUGCGGCUCCGAUCUGCACUACUACAACCACUUCCGCAACGGCGACAUCUUGGUGAGGGAGCCCCUCACCCUGGGCCAUGAGUCCAGUGGCGUCGUCACCGCCGUCGCCUCUGAUGUCUCUGACCUCGCCGUCGGGGACCACGUCGCCCUCGAGGUCGGCCAGCCGUGCGAGGCUUGCGAGCUUUGCGCCGUGGGCCGCUACAACAUCUGCAAAGACAUGAAGUUCCGCAGCUCGGCAAAGGCCUUCCCCCAUGCGCAGGGCACUCUCCAGGAGCUGGUAAACCACCCAGCCAAGUGGUGUCACAAGCUUCCCGAGGCCGUCUCCCUCGAGUUCGGCGCCCUUGCCGAACCCCUCUCAGUCGCCAUGCACGCCAGAGACCGAGGCAACUUGCCCAGCAGCUCGACCGUCCUCGUUUUCGGCGCCGGCGCCGUGGGCCUGCUGUGCGCCGCCGUCAGUAAGGCCGACCAGCAGCGGGUCGUCAUCGCCGACAUCCAGGAGGACCGGGUUAAAUUCGCCCUCGAGAACGGUUUCGCCGACGCCGGCGUCAUUGUCCCCGCGCAGCGCCCGCAGACGAUUGAGGAUAAGCUGGCGUACGCAAAGGAUGUCGCGGAGCUGGUGAAGCAGGCUAAGAUUGGAGGCGAGGAGGUUGGCGAGGUGAAUGCGACGUAUGAGUGCACCGGUGUCGAGACUUGCAUGCAAACGGCCAUCUUUUCUACCCGCCCAGGCGGCAAAAUCCUCAUUAUCGGCAUGGGCACCCCGAUCCAAACGCUCCCCAUCUCCGCCGCGGCACUACGCGAAGUCGACUUUAUCGGCGUCUUCCGAUACGCAAACACAUACCCCAAAGCCAUCAACCUGAUCGCCACCAAGCCGAAGGGCCUGCCGGCGCUCGAGAAGCUGUUUACGCACCGGUACAAGGGGUUGAGCACGAUCAAGGACGCGUUUGACAUGGCCGCCAAGGUGAAGGACGAGAGCGGGAAUUUGGUAUUGAAGGUUCUUGUAGAUACAUCGAAUUAG
This is a messenger RNA of Colletotrichum orchidophilum, 1137 nucleotides long. RefSeq names its product alcohol dehydrogenase GroES-like domain-containing protein. The coding region runs from base 1 to 1137 and encodes 378 amino acids. The transcript has 4 exons. The record is from RefSeq and is a predicted model, not a curated record. Gene Ontology annotation, molecular function: L-iditol 2-dehydrogenase (NAD+) activity; zinc ion binding. Lineage: Eukaryota; Fungi; Ascomycota; Sordariomycetes; Glomerellales; Glomerellaceae. Gene Ontology annotation, biological process: D-sorbitol catabolic process.